AUGCCCUGGAACAUGUUACCUCGAGAGCUUAGCAAUGAAAUCUUGACGCAGGUCGUCGAGACUGCGUGCAGCAGCAAUGAGCCCAUUGCUAGAUACGCAAGCGUCUGCCGAGGUUGGCAGGCCUUUUUCGAAUGGUACACAUUCUGCUCUCUCGACGUCACGCCAGGUGAUCUCGAUACCUUCAGAUCGGCAUUCCAAGCGGUACAAAGAAGAAGAUACCUUCAGCGCCUCGGCCUGGUACUCGCCCUUCCCCAACACCCGCCGAUCCGAUUUCAUAAUAGCCAGGGCGACACAGAAGAGCAAACCGCCCUGCUACUAAUGCGGAUGAUCUGGGACGGCGGCCCUGGUGCCUACUACGUUCCUCCGGGGCUGAAACACCAACACGGGCUGGACAACAUGUCCUUUGUUUCCGGCGUCUCCUCUCUCUUUCGCCUCUUGGCGGCCUGGACACGAGACCAAGUCUCGGACAAGGGUGUGGCCCUCGAAAUCAUCGCAGACUCAAAGAGCUAUUGGCAGAGGAUGGCGGAAAGAUUGCGGCAAUACGGCCGACUUUCCGCCAUGCAUCAGAGACCUGUGCAGAACCUAUGGAUGGUGAGUGGCACACGGUUCUUGGCCACGUCGGUUUCCUGGCGCGACUGGCAAGGGCCCAUCUGCGCAGCCGAAGUAGACUUCAAUUUCGAGCUCGGCUUGUAUUACGGAGGCGCAUGCGGGGGGCAGGGGAGGAUUGCCAGGACAAGAGGCCGCGAGGAGUUGUUCCCCAUCGUCAGGGUCAUCACGGCCGUGUCUAUUCGACGCAGGACCGUUCGGCGCUUCCACCCGGAGGCCGUCCGCGCCAUUGUCCGGAGCCUCCCCUGUCUUCAAAGGCUCGACUGGCAGCUCCGGCCAUUCGUGACCUGCAAGAGCAAACGCCCGUUUGAGCACGACAUUGUCAAGGUGCUGCGGGCUCUGCCCUCGUCGCUGCGACACGUGCACGUUACCCAGGUGCAAAUGUACCUGAUCCGGUGCAGACGUCGAGAUUACGAAUGCGACGGCGUAUUAUUCAGAUCCAUCUGGGCCAGACUCUCUCGGCUCGAGAGCCUCUCUCUCGAGUAUCAUGGCCGCACGCUCGAAUCCUACAUGAAGAAUAACACCACGCCGUGGCCAAAGCUGGAGAGGCUUGUCUUCGCAGCCAGGGGAUCCAUAGGGGACCAUCCAACCGACGAUCUAAAUCGUCUGGUCCAGAACGCCGCCCGAAUGCUGCUACGCAUGCCUCGGCUGCGGUUCUUGAUGCUGUACGACACCACUGGCCGUGGCGUUGGCUGCUUCACCUGCCGAGUUGCGGAUGGCGCCAUUGCUCUUGAUCUCAAGUGCAGUUGGCACUUUAUACCAGACGCAGUCUCGAUAGCAUCUUGGCAGACUACGGCGGCAGCACGCGCCGUCCAGAAUGUCACCUGGGACGCUGGGAUGCCAGGCAUUUCUCACAUUAUACAGUACAUAAAUCUGAUUCGAAUCAAAAGUCCAAUUCUGUUGAGAGGGGGCUGA
Molecule: messenger RNA, 1521 nt
Organism: Metarhizium acridum CQMa 102
Lineage: Eukaryota; Fungi; Ascomycota; Sordariomycetes; Hypocreales; Clavicipitaceae
Source: RefSeq, a predicted model, not a curated record